This is a messenger RNA of Prorocentrum cordatum, 601 nucleotides long. The record is from the annotation of a GenBank genome assembly. NCBI's taxonomy places the organism in Eukaryota, Dinophyceae, Prorocentrales, Prorocentraceae.
AUGGGCCCCCGAGCAGGCGCCGCCGACGCGGUGCUCGAGGCGCUGCUCGCGGCGCCGCUGCUGGCCGCGGCGGGCCCCGCCGCGGCGGAGCGGGCGCGCCUGGCCGCGCGGCUGCUGGCGGAGAGGGCGGAGCGCACGGAGCUCCCGGCAGGAGAGGAGCUGGACCUGCGGGGGAGGCCCAUGAUGGUGGUGCACGCCGGGGAGCUGCGGGUGCGGAUGGCGUCUGGCCCCACCGCCUGCUUCGGCCCGGGCUCGGUCCUGAACGCCCUCGGCGCGCUCGGCUUGGACGGCGAGACCCUGGAGCGCGACUCGGAUCAAGAGGAGCCGCAGCCCACGAUACGCAGAGCGGCCACGUCCUCGCCGACGCCCGCGGGAAGGCUUCUCCUGAGCCCGCGUGCCGCCGACGUGCGGCGGGCGCUGUGGAAGGACGAGGAGGAGGAGGCCGCGGAGGCGCCGCGCAGCGCCGCCUCCAUCCUGGGCAACCUCUGCCCGCACUGGACGCCGCCCGGGGGCGAGCCGCCCGCGGACGCCCCGAGGCGCCCCUCCGAGGCCCUGGGCAGGCUGGUGGCCACGAGCGCGUGCCCCGACGGGCGCCCCGUCC